Jaminaea rosea is the source of this 2209-nucleotide messenger RNA. RefSeq names its product WD40 repeat-like protein. Bases 262 to 1965 code for a protein of 567 amino acids. The record is from RefSeq and is a predicted model, not a curated record. Gene Ontology annotation, cellular component: nucleus. Gene Ontology annotation, molecular function: protein binding. The transcript has 3 exons. Lineage: Eukaryota; Fungi; Basidiomycota; Exobasidiomycetes; Microstromatales.
CGCAACCCUACCUACCUAGCAGAGGAGGACAAGGCAGCCAUCGCAUAGCAUGGGUGCGCCAGCGACAUAUUCUGCGCCUUGUGAGCAUCGCUCUGCUGCUUCCAAGAGACUCAUCAUCAACUGACGCACCGCCAUUAUCAUUCCACAGGGCCCAUCUUUGCCUUGGCGUGGUCCUCAAAUGGAGCAUCGACGUCGUCAUCGUCAUCGUCUUCUGGUUCGCUGCGGAGAAGUCAGAGAGAACGAGACGAUGCAAGCUCAGGCAUGCCCUUUGGCUCUCGACUAGCCAUUGGGAGCAUCGUUGAGGAAUACUCAAACACAAUCCAGGUCCUUGGACACGUCGGCGAGCGCGAUGCUGCGGGUCAACCUCGUCUAUCAUGCCUCGCCUCAGCCAAUCACCUCUAUCCUGCAACAAAAGUAGCCUUCCAGCCGUCGUCCCUCUCUACGUCAUCGUCCUCAGAUCGGGAUCGCGGCUACAUGUCCCCUUCCUCCAAGUCAGCAAAACGAGCGUCAUGGGGUGCCAAUCAAGGCUCUCCAUCGCCCCUGGUUCCCAAUGAGGAGUCCCACGACGGUUACCCGAAUCGAGAGCUCCUGGCGUCCACAGCUGAUUGCUUGCGGAUAUGGGAGUGCGCGAGAAAUGCGGAUUCGUCGGUUGCGCCUUGGGAGUCAGAAGAGGAUGAGGCCUCAUAUGGUGGGGCAGGAUCAGGCUCGAACGGCUACGCGGGGAGUAGAGGAAGACAUGCCAAUGCGAAUGGCAAGACAAGGUUCAGCUUGAGAGAGAAGAGCGUACUAGCACAUUCCAAGACCUCCAUGUCCCCACCGGCACCCCUCACGUCCUUCUCUUGGAAUCAGCCUUCCCCAAACCUAAUCGUUACCUCCUCGAUAGACACGACGUGCACAAUCUGGGACCUACCAACAAGGACCGCCCUCACCCAGCUGAUAGCGCACGACCGCGAAGUCUACGACGUCGACUGGUGCCCAGGAUCCAGCGACGUCUUCGCUUCGGUGGGCGCAGACGGUUCAGUGCGCGUCUUUGAUCUGCGGUCGUUGGAGCAUUCGACUAUCAUUUACGAGACGGCAGGACCACCCCCGCCCGCUUCAACAUCCAGACCAGGGACGGGCAUGUCGACCAGUAGCUCGUCGCGCAAUGGGUCCACGGCGGGAGGAGGAAAUGCGGCUGGGCCCGCGGCUCCCUUGUUGCGCAUCGCCUUCAAUCCUUGGGAUGCAAAUUACCUAGCCACCUUCCACCUCGAGUCUGAUUCGAUCCAGAUCCUGGACGUACGCGCCCCUGGGCUGCCCAUCCUAGAGCUCAAGGGACACAAGGCCGGGAUCAAUGCUGUAGCGUGGGGACCACCUUCACUCGCUGGUACCAGCAACAGCCUCACUACGACACCUGGUGGUAGCUCCAACAGGGAUAGCAGCGGGGCGUCAACGUCGAGCUCCUCCUCAUCCAUCUCAAAAGGCAUGAUCUGUACAGCAUCAGAUGAUGCCCAAGUCCUCGUGUACGACUUAGCCUCAAGUACUUUACGAUCCGCUUCUGCGCAAGGCAGACGGUCUCGCAACUCGACAGCGGCGGCGGCGGCGGCAGCAGCAGCAGCAGCCCAAGCCUCUCCAGGCACCCCUGGGCACCGUCAUCAGCAUUCGCUCUCUCAUUCCCUCUCCUCCGCCUCGCUGGCUAGCUCCUCAGGCUGGGGUAGCGGCACACCCGUCGAGCACCCAUUCUUGGCGUACGAGGCGCAGGAGAUGGUCAAUAAUGUUGCGUGGUUCAGGCCGGGCGGCAACGCGCCGCCUGGCGGGACAGGACAGCAUGGGAGGAGCGCCUCGAUGGAGUGGAGUGAGCUGACUGCUAACGCUUCGCGAACGGGAGGGAAUGGCAACGGGAAUGGAGGAGGCGGACAAGGGGGAACGAGGCAGGAUUGGAUGGCUUGCGUUGCGGGAAGGGAAUUGAGGGCUAUGCGCGUUAGCUAGAGCAGGCAGGAGCAGGUGCGAGCUGUACAAGAUCGACGCGGGCGACGACGACUCAGUCGCGCCGCCGUAAUGGAAGAGCAACGUCUUUCUCAGUUUUUCCUCCGCAAGAUCAGCUCAGUUGGGCCACGAGUGACUCGAAGACGGUCGAAUUGGUAGCUGACUAAUGCUCUAUGAAGGGGGAAGCUCGGAGAAGAUGGGCACAAGGAAACCAUGAUAGAUAGAACGAAAAGAUUGGAAAAAGGAC